This is a messenger RNA of Lingula anatina, 1007 nucleotides long. RefSeq names its product protein canopy homolog 2. NCBI's taxonomy places the organism in Eukaryota, Metazoa, Brachiopoda, Lingulata, Lingulida, Lingulidae. Gene Ontology annotation, cellular component: endoplasmic reticulum. The record is from RefSeq and is a predicted model, not a curated record.
CGAUUACGAGGUUUACCAAAGCAAUGUGUCCAAAUUAUAUUGGACAGUAAGUUCCUUCAUGCUUACUUCUCAUAUCUAAAUAUAUGAGUGACGUUUAGGAAGACCCAUGUACUAAAUACAUUACAAGUAGAUAUGGAAAGGAUAAAAGUGCUGUUGUGGACCAUAUUUCUCCUAUCAACAAUCAUCCACUGCUUGCUAGCUGCAGCCAAGGAGAAAACACAGUGUGGAGCUUGCAGAGUGAUUGUAGAUGAGGUGAAUUGGGCUAUCAGCCAAGAGGACCCAAAGAAAAAAGUCCAAGUGGGAAGUUUCAGAGUAGAUCCUAAUGGAAACCAAGGGACACGUGAGAUCCCAUAUGCAAGGUCGGAGAUCCAUCUCACAGAACUGUUUGAAAAUAUAUGCCAAAAAUCCAAAGACUAUGCACAGUCCAGAGACUCCAAAACAAACAAUGUCCAGUUUGUGAGGUCAGCUGCCAGGUCUCCGGGAGACUCGGUCACCCUGACCAAUGUUGUGCUUAGUGCUGAUUCCCAGAAAUCUCUGAAAUUUGCUUGCGAGUCUUUUAUAGAGGAUCAUGAAGAUGACAUGCUGAAAAUAUUUUCCAAAGAAGAUGGAGAUGCAGAACAAAAGCUAUGUGUAGAUAUAACUGGUGUUUGUGAGCUGGAGGAUUUGUCCAUACCUUUGGCACCUAAAGCAGACGACAUUAAGGACGUUCCAGAUGAGGAAGCGGAAGCUGUGGAGGAGAACGCUGACAGUGAUAGUGAUAGUGACGAAAAUGACUCUGACGUAAACAAGGAUGAACUUUGACGCAUAGGAACAUAGUUAAAACUAUCAAUUUUUUUUUCUUAUUCAUUCCUGGGUGUCUUAUGUCAACUUUUAUUUUGUGUCAUACUAUAUUGGCUUACAUCAUAUAAGCUGUAGCUAUGUCAUGUGUCAUGCCAAAAUAAGAACGUCUGCCUAAGUAGGUACAGUUUGUAUGGCGAAUAACAAGAAAGUAAAGCAGCAUAUUUUAA